Exophiala mesophila is the source of this 2118-nucleotide messenger RNA. RefSeq lists its product as uncharacterized. Gene Ontology annotation, molecular function: protein binding. Bases 1 to 2118 code for a protein of 705 amino acids. The record is from RefSeq and is a predicted model, not a curated record. Gene Ontology annotation, biological process: proteasome-mediated ubiquitin-dependent protein catabolic process. The transcript is spliced from 4 exons. Lineage: Eukaryota; Fungi; Ascomycota; Eurotiomycetes; Chaetothyriales; Herpotrichiellaceae. Gene Ontology annotation, cellular component: Cul4-RING E3 ubiquitin ligase complex.
AUGUCCAAUCCCAAUGAUCCCCGUGAAGGAUUGAGUCCCUCGCCACCCAACAUCCUCGACCUUUUCGAUGAAGACGGGGACAGUGACGUCGACUUUGCCCCUGCCACCGACGAAGACCACAGUACGCAAGCAAGCGACAGUAAUACUGAGUAUACAGAUGCGCCCGAAGAUUUGGCCGGCAUCCAGAUCAUCUUUCAAGAUGCCGCCGAUGGAGACACGGACCAGGAUGAACAAGAUGGCAAUACUACCGAAACUGAGCAAACCACAUUGACAUAUGCCGACUUGCAGACGCUCUUUGGCACCAACAAUCCCCUCCGACAGCUCCUCCAAGGCUACCGUGCCAUCGCCCGCCCCUCUGCCCGCUAUGCUCGCGAUGACGACUCUGACGAGUGGCUCGGCAACCCCCGCCGCAACCCCCGCCGUCGCAGGACCAUCCCUGGCCCCGACCGCUGGCCCAAAGUCCCUAAUGAACAUGGUCAGCACCUCAUGAAGACAGGCAUCUACGGCUCCAAGGACCAUCAUGUUGACAUCCACCGCAAGCGACGAAAGAAUGUAAGCGAAAGGCUCAUGUGGCGCAGACUCGGGGUAGAUGCCCGCUCCAGCUUCCGUCGGCAGAACAACCUGAUUGCCCAAGACAUGGUUCCCAACAAUACAACGGCCGAUAAGAUCAUCCAUUACGACUCACGUGCCUACUGUGGCCAGUACUCGGACGAUGGCAAUUUCUUCUUUAGCUGUACUCAAAACUUCAAAGUGAGAAUGUACGAUACCAGCAACCCGUACGAAUGGCAAUACUACAAGACGGUGGAUUAUCCUUUUGGUCAAUGGACCAUUACCGAUGCCACCCUCUCCCCCGACAACAGGUUCCUCGCAUAUUCGUCGAUUCGUCACGCCGUCUGCCUCGCGACCACCGAUCCCAACGAUGACAAUGACCACACAAUCCUCGACUUUACCAAUUUCGCUCCUGGUUCGGCUAUGGGCUCUCAGAACUAUGGCUAUAUGGGUCGACACGGCUUCGGAAUUUGGAGCCUUCGCUUUUCCGGUGAUGGCCGGGAGAUUGUGGCCGGAACCAGCGACCAUAGCGUUGUCGUCUACGAUCUCGAUCGCCGCCAAUCCAUCGUUCGUCUAUCCAACCAUGAUGACGACGUCAACGCCGUGUGCUUUGGCGAUAAGCUAUCCCCACAUAUUCUGUAUUCCGGCUCAGACGACCAAACGCUGCGAGUUUGGGACCGAAGGUCCAUGGCUGAUGGUCGCCCGGCAGGGAUAUUCGUCGGUCAUACCGAAGGAUUGACAUAUGUCGAUUCCAAAGGCGAUGGCCGUUAUGUCUUGUCCAACGGCAAGGACCAGACCAUGAAACUCUGGGAUCUUCGCAAAAUGCUGUCCCCCAACGAGGUGGAAUCGAUCAACCUCCACAAAUACACGACCAACUUUGACUAUCGCUUCUCGCAGUACCACGAUGACGACUUUGUGCCCAACCCGCACGACUGCUCCGUGGUGACUUUCCGAGGCCAUUCUGUCCUCCGAACACUAAUUCGCUGUCACUUUUCGCCCCCAGGGUCAUCCAAUUCGAGAUACGUGUAUUCUGGGAGCGAGGACGGCAGAGUGUGGAUAUGGAACAUGGAUGGAACGGUUAAGGGUAAGAUCGAUGUGGCCAAGUCCACGGAAAAUUCAAGGCCAAUGACGGGGGCGCAGAACGAUGUGUAUGGUUAUGAAAUGACGGGUCGGUCGAGUUCUUCAUGGAGCACUUGUGUGAGGGAUGCGAGCUGGAGCCCCAGUGCGCCAAUCAUGGCUGCGACUUCGUGGAACGGCUACGGCUCAUCGACUGGAACGGUGUCUCUGCACAGCUGGACAGAUGGUGCUGCCGAUGACGACGGCGACCCGCCCAUGGGCUUGUCCUACAAUGCACGCCUGGACCGCCGAGAGGACUCCAAAUCAGGACGACGGCCUACUCACGACACGAGACUACAACGCAUGGGUCAAGGGUCGCUGCGGGCACGUGGCGCCAGGGAUGACGGUGUGGGCCGAUUGAGGUCCCGAGUUGUUCGGCCAAAUCGAUUUGGAGAGGCCAAUGUCCAGAGUGACGAUGAUGACGACACGCCUGGACUUCCGGGGCAAUGGUGA